Pantherophis guttatus is the source of this 2678-nucleotide messenger RNA. RefSeq names its product WASH complex subunit 1 (gene WASHC1). Gene Ontology annotation, biological process: Arp2/3 complex-mediated actin nucleation; endocytic recycling; exocytosis. NCBI's taxonomy places the organism in Eukaryota, Metazoa, Chordata, Lepidosauria, Squamata, Colubridae. The record is from RefSeq and is a predicted model, not a curated record. Gene Ontology annotation, molecular function: actin binding; gamma-tubulin binding; alpha-tubulin binding. Gene Ontology annotation, cellular component: recycling endosome; WASH complex; early endosome.
AAAGAUGCUCAGAGGGCUUUCGUUUCUCGUGCCUUCUCGGUUGCUAGGAGGGGGCCUGGCUCCAGCUUCUCAGUACUGAACAGGUGAAGAUGUCCACUAUGACCCAGAAGUAUUUCCUGGAAGGUCAGACAUAUUCUGUUCCCCUCAUCCAACCUGACCUCCGCAGGGAAGAAGCUAUUCAUCAGAUAGCAGACACCCUUCAAUAUCUGCAAAAAAUCUCAGGUGACAUCUUCAACAGGAUCUCCCAACAAGUGGAAACCAGCCGGGCACAGCUGCGAGCAAUCAAUGAGAGGGUCACCCUUGCCCAAGCCAAAAUUGAGAAGAUAAAAGGCAGCAAGAAGGCUAUAAAGGUGUUUUCCAGUUCCAAAUACCCUGCCCCAGAACGGCUGCAAGAAUAUGCUUCCAUUUUCACUGGCGCUCAGGAUUCAGAGGCACAGAAACAACCGAGGCACAAGAUUCAGAGCAAGCACAGACCCUUGGAUGAGAAGUCCUUACAGGAGAAGUUGAAGUACUUCCCGGUUUCAGUUACCACCAGAGUCCAUCAUGAAGAUGAUGCAGAAGAAGGCCUGGGCAGUCUUCCCAGAAACAUUAGCUCCCUCAGCUCCCUGUUGCUCUUCAACACUACCGAGAACCUGUAUAAGAAAUACGUCUUUCUCGAUCCUUUGGCUGGCGCAGUAACCAAAACCCAUGUGGCUCUGGAGACAGAGAGAGAAGAAAAGCUUUUUGAUGCCCCCCUCUCUAUCACCAAGAGGGGGCAAAUUGAUCAGCUGGUGGCUGAAAAUUACUUCUAUGUGCCAGACCUAGGGCAGGUACCCGAGAUAGAUGUGCCAUCCUAUCUGCCUGACUUGCCUGGCAUUGCCGCAGACCUCAUGUACAGUGCUGACCUUGGCCCUGGCAUCGCACCAUCUGCUCCUGGGGUUGCUCUACCUGAGCUGCCCACCUUCAGCACAGAACCCGCAGAGGUCUACCGACAAGAUCUUCAAGAGGGGGGACCUCCCCCUCCUCCCCCUCCUCCUCCUCCUCCCCCUCCCUCUGAAAUUCCUGUUCAUAUCCCACCUCCCCCUCCUCUUCCACAAGCACCACCCCCUUCUGAAUCUCAAAUGAGAGAAGACAGAAACAAUGCCAUGCCAUCUGCUGCUGUUCAAGGAGCACCAAAGGAAGUUGUGAACCCAUCAAAUGGCCGGGCCACUCUUCUGGAAUCCAUCCGCCAAGCUGGUGGCAUUGGGAAAGCCAAUCUCCGUAGUGUCAAAGAGAGGAAACUAGAAAAGAAAAAGCAGAAGGAGAAGGAGCAAGUGGGAGCUACUGGGCAAGGCGGAGAUCUGAUGUCAGAUCUUUUUAACAAACUGGUCCUCCGGCGCAAAGGCAUCUCGGGCAAAGGACCAGCAGCUGGUGGAGACAGCAAUGCGCCCAAUGUGCCAGCUGGUGCCUUUGGCCGCAUCUCAGACACCAUUCCGCCCCUGCCACCCCCACAACAGCCAGCUGGGGAAGAGGACGAAGAUGACUGGGCUUCCUAGAAGAACAUAUGAGGCGCAUCUUGUUGUUUGACAUGUCCAUCUUUUUUUAGAAUACUCACGACAGUGGAUAUUGCCAUCUUGCCAUCCAAUCCAGAAUAGCAACAUGAAUAUAAUUACGCACAAAGAAGAAUCUGCCACCGUGCAAUUUGUCUUCAAGGACGAGAGCUAGUUUCCAUCUUAGAAAAAAGCCUCCAUGAUCAAACAUGGCAUGUUUGGCCAUCUGUGUCAAGACUCGGCUUGCUGGGAACUGGGAGGUUUCAGAGGGUACCCAGCUACUGCUGAGAACAGCUUCAGUUUUCUUUCAACACUCAUAUCCUUUUCAGCUCUGUAAAGAAGGGCAUUUGCCUGUUCAGAGCAAUUAUUAUAUAUAAAUAAGCAUUUUACUCUACUUACUUUGAAUGCCCUAAAUGAAAAUCUGAAAGAAAUCUGUUUUCGCAUCUGUGUGCAAUAAGAACCCAUUUCAGGGGACAAAACUGGAAUUGAGGGAGGUACAUUAUUAGCUUGCAUAUUGGAAAAUGUAUUAACCUUUCAAAAAAAAAGGCACACUUUGCUUUCCCUUCCUUUUCCUGUCUUCUUCCUUUCAAUUUCUUGUUGUGGAAGGUAGUAUUUGUUUGCAGCAUCAGGAUGGAAACUCAACGUGCGAAGACCAUACAAGCAGUCCUCGUCUUAAGCAACCACAAUUGAGCCCAAAAAUCGAUAUUGCUAAGUGAAACAUCUGUUAAGUGGAUUUUGCUCCAUUUUACAAGUGACCUUGCCACAGUUGUUAUAUGAAUCCCUGCAAUUGUUAAGUUGGUAACACGGUUGUAAAGUGAAUCUGGUUUCCCGAUUGACUUUGCUUGUCCGAAGGUCGCAAAAGGGGAUCACGUGACCCACUGAACACUGCAACCGUCGUAAAUAGGAGUCAGUUGCCAAGUGUAUGAAUUUUGAUCAUGUGAUCUUGGGGAUGCAACGGUGUGAAAGUGUGAAAAGCAGUCCUAAGUCACUUUUUUCAGUGAACGGUCACUAAAUGAACUGUUGUAAGCCGAGGACUACCUGGACUAAGUAGUUCAAUUGUUCUGGGUAUCUUUGCACGUCGGCGGAAAUGAUUCUCAAGAUAUCCACCUAAGUGAGUCUUCUGGGCCAUCCUCACUGAACCAUGUUAUAUAAACCUCUCUAGUUUGCAAA